UCUGCUUUAUUCAGUCAUUCAUUCAUUUUCACACACAUACACACAGUCACACUCCGUCACCUCACCAUGUGAACUUUUUUAUUUUUUUUUUUAAAUUUAUUUUUUCCAGUUUUUAUAAAUAAGUACCCAAAGUUAAGAUCUUUGUAUCUUAGUGACUUCUCUUUCUCUCUAAGAUUCUCUAAAUACAACAAAAAAUCAUAAUUGAGUUUCUUGUUUUUCACUAUAAGCACAUGAUACUAAUGUUGUUGUUCCAUUUUAAGUGAGUUUUUUUUAAUACCGAUAGUGUUCGGAUCAACUUUCGCGUACUUGAGACAUUCUUUUAUGAUAAUCAAAUUGUUCGAGCCAACUUUUAUACACCUAAAAUAAAUAAAAUCUACGGGAUACCUCCUUCAUGUGAAGUGAGAUUUGGAGAGAUUCUUUUGAGUUUUGUAUAGACAAAUGAAGCAAAAAAUUGAAGUGGGGUGUGUUGUUUUUCACUGAAAAGCACAUGAUAUACACUGUGGUGGUGGUGUUUUUUCAGUGAGAUAUUGGAGGAGUGGCUACAGAUAAAGAUGAUGAAGGGUUAUUCAUUCUUUACUGCUAGUGCUACUGCUCUCAUUCUUGCUGUUUCCAUUUGUUGCAGCUCAAUUCUUGCUGCUGAUUCUUUAUCAAAAGACAAUUUUAAGUCCAUUUUAGGAGAGGGAAACUUGGAAUCAUGGAAGGAUGGAGUAUUGCACUCAGCAGAUAUGGCAGAAGCUCCAGGUGGGCAUGCGAGCACGCUUGUGCUGGCAGGAAACAGGACGAGGAGGCCAGAUUUUCUUUCUGGUUUUCACAAAUACAGAGGUGGAUGGGAUAUUGCCAAUAAACACUACUGGGCAUCUGUUGGUUUUACAGGUGUUGCUGGUGUCAUACUCGCUUUGCUUUGGUUCAUUUCUUUUGGAUUGGCUCUCGUAGUUCAUUAUUGCUGGGGAUGGAAAAUCAAUAUUAUAGGCGGAGAACGACGUUUUUCAGAGAGAGUUUGCCUGAUCGUGCUUAUUAUCUUGACAUGUGCUGCAGCUAUCGGAUGCAUUCUUCUUUCUGUUGGACAAGAUGAUUUUCAUGGUGAAGCAUUGGACACACUAAAAUAUGUUGUAAACCAGUCGGACUACACUGAACAGACAUUGAGAAAUGUAACACAAUACCUAUUACUCGCAAAAACUGUAAAUGUGGCCCAGAUUUUCCUCCCUUCAGACGUAAAAGAUGAUAUUGAUCGUAUAAAUGGAGACCUAACUUCUGCAGCAGAUACACUUGAGGAGAAAACAAAUGAAAACUCAGGAAAGAUACGAAGGGUCUUCAAUGCUGUGCGGUCAGCUUUGAUCACUGUAGCCGUCAUCAUGCUUCUCAUCUCUAUUCUUGGUCUUUGCCUCUCUAUACUUGGCCAUCAACACACAAUUCACAUAUUUAUCAUUAGUGGAUGGUUGCUGGUGGCCUUUACAUUCGUUCUCUAUGGAGUUUUUGUCAUCAUUAACAAUGCAAUUGCAGAUACUUGUAUGGCAAUGGGAGAGUGGGUGGACAAUCCUCAUGCUGAAAGUGCUCUUAGCAACAUCCUUCCAUGCGUUGACCCGAGAACUACAAAUCAGACGCUGUUCAAGAGCAAACAAGUCACUGUUGAUCUCGUAAAUAUUGUCAAUGGAUUUGUCGAUACAUACGCCAAUUCCAAUCCAUCUAAUCAUCUCAAUUCAAAUUACUAUAAUCAGUCCGGACCCGUUAUGCCACAUCUUUGCUAUCCAUAUGACUCCCAAUUGCAAGAUCUGCCAUGCCCGGCCGAUCAAGUAUCUAUGGCAAAUUCUUCUAUGGUAUGGCAGAAUUAUACAUGCAAUGUAUCCGAGGCCGGAAUGUGCACGACCGUCGGGAGGUUAACACCCGACAUGUACGAACAGUUAGUGGCAACGGUCAACAUUAGCUACGCUCUCGAACACUAUGCGCCACCGCUUCUCAAUCUCCAGAACUGCAAUUUCGUCCGCGAUACAUUCAGGAACAUCACAGCCAACCACUGCCCUCCGUUGGAACACCAUCUCCAUGUCGUCAACGCAGGGUUAGCCGUCAUCUCAGUCGGAGUCAUGCUAAGUCUCGCGUUGUGGAUAGUAUAUGCAAACCGCCCCCAAAGGGAGGAAGUGUUUGCGAAGCUGUCUUCGCGUAUAAAGAGUAGCUGCAAUGGCAAGAAUGUUAGCUGCAGCAAUAGUAACAUUGAUUUGUCAUCAAGAGGGACUACUCCAAAAAUUGGAGUGUAGAUAUAAUACUAUAAUACGAAGGGGAGCCUCGGAGUUACUAGUAAAGUUGUUGUCAUGUGACUAGGAGGUCACAAGUUCAAGCCUUGGAAACAGCCUCUGGCAGAAAUGCAAGGUAAGGCUGCGCGUACGAUACACUCUUGUGGUGGGGUCCUUCCCCGGACACCGCGCAUAGCGAUAGCUUUAGUGCAUCGGGCUACCUUUUUCUUUUAGAUAUAAUACUAUAAUAGAGUUUGAGCAUAGAAAAAAAUGUAGAAACAUUGUGGCAUGAGAUUCAUUUUGAUCUCUUUAUAAGCUUUUUUGUUCAAUGUAUGGGGCAAAGCACCAUAUUUUUGAGCAAGGCAUUGAUAGCCAUUUUUAUUUUCAAUAUAUUCAAUUGCUGUUACUGUUGUAUUCACUAUAACUAUUCUGGUUAAUGUGCAAAAUGUUCAUUUUCAUUUU
Messenger RNA from Capsicum annuum, 2687 nucleotides. RefSeq names its product sulfhydryl oxidase 2. The transcript is spliced from 9 exons. Gene Ontology annotation, molecular function: protein disulfide isomerase activity; flavin-dependent sulfhydryl oxidase activity. Gene Ontology annotation, biological process: protein folding. The coding region runs from base 552 to 2249 and encodes 565 amino acids. Gene Ontology annotation, cellular component: Golgi membrane. NCBI's taxonomy places the organism in Eukaryota, Viridiplantae, Streptophyta, Magnoliopsida, Solanales, Solanaceae. The record is from RefSeq and is a predicted model, not a curated record.